AUGCAGGAGGCAGCGGAGCAGGAGCGAUACGCACGGUCGGCCAAACAGCUGUCCAGGGAGGAGGUGGUGAAGGUUUUCGAUGAGCACGAGCGUCGUUGGUCCAGGUUGUCGACGUUGGAUCUGCUCACUUGGUACUCGUUCCCAUGGCCGAUGUUACAGCGGGCAAAUAGUCCGGAGGAGUUGACUGUGCAGGCAAUGCAUGCAUACGUCUUGUCGCCGCAUCAUCCCAACGAAAAGAACAAGUCGGCCAAGGAUCUCAUCAAGGACUACAUCAAACGAUGGCAUCCUGAUCGAUUCGAGACCAAGUACUUGCCGAAGGUGCGCGAGGACGAUCGAGAGAAAGUCAAAGAGGGUGCUGGAGUUGUUGCACGAAACCUCAAUGAAUUGUUGACUCGACAGUCAUCGGCGCUCCAUGAUUUCGCGACAUGA
This is a messenger RNA of Fomitopsis serialis, 429 nucleotides long. RefSeq lists its product as uncharacterized. NCBI's taxonomy places the organism in Eukaryota, Fungi, Basidiomycota, Agaricomycetes, Polyporales, Fomitopsidaceae. The record is from RefSeq and is a predicted model, not a curated record. The coding region runs from base 1 to 429 and encodes 142 amino acids. The transcript has a single exon.